AUUUUAGAAUGGGGUGCCUCCGGAUUGUCCAUAAUUUUAAAGGGUGCCUCGGGACUGUCCAUAAUUUUAAAAGGUGCCUCGGGACUGUCCAUAAUUUUAAAAGGUGCCUCGGGACUGUCCAUAAUUUUAAAGGGUGCCUCGGGACUGUCCAUAAUUUUAAAGGGUGCCUCAAGGCUGUCCAUAAUUAUAAAGGGUGCCUCAAGGCUGCUGUCCAUAAUUUUAAAGGGUGCCUCAAGGCUGUCCAUAAUUUUAAAGGGUGCCUCAAGGCUGUCCAUAAUUUUAAAGGGUGCCUCGGGACUGUCCAU
Molecule: messenger RNA, 305 nt
Organism: Staurois parvus
Lineage: Eukaryota; Metazoa; Chordata; Amphibia; Anura; Ranidae
Source: the annotation of a GenBank genome assembly